AUGACUUCGAAGCCUCAUGUCGUCAUCAUAGGCAACGGCUGGGCAGGAUUUACAGUCGCUGAGAAGCUCGACCUCAAUAAGUACACCAUCACAGUGAUUGCGCCAAUUCGGACAAUCCAGUAUACUCCUUUGCUCGCGAGUGCUGCCGCUGGCCUGUUCGACUUCCGCUUAGCUGAGGAGCCUGUACGACGGAGGACGCGAAUGGGACUCAGCUAUUUCAAGGCCAAUGUUGACGACAUCAACUUUGACGAGAAAGUCGUUCACUGUCAACCAGCUUUGGACAAGGUUGCUGGCAACAACUUCAGCGGUACCAAGAAGCAUCGGUUCACCGUCAGCUACGAUAAGUUGAUAAUCGCACCAGGAUGUGUCGCUGAGACGUUCGGCACACCCGGCGCCCUAGAGCAUGCAAACUUCUUGCAAACCACGAAUGAUGCGCGGCUUAUACAGCAGCGAGUACUGGAAAUUCUUGAUGCAGCUUCGUUGCCUGGCCUUUCCGACGAGCAGCAGAGGAAUAUACUGAGAAUAAUCAUUGUGGGAGGUGGCCCGAUCGGGAUCGAAGCAGCAGCCGAGCUUUAUGAUCUGUGGAACGACCACAUGAGAUUCCUGUACCAUCAUCUAGAUGGCAAAUUCAGCUUGGAGAUCCACGACGUAGCACCGACGAUUCUUGGUCAGUUUGAUGAGAAGUUGGGCGAGUAUGCGCUCGAGAGCAUUCAAUCGCGGGGCAUCAAGAUCGUGACUGAAAGCAAAAUCGAAAAAGUGGAUGCUGCCUCGAUACAUGUCAAGGAUCUAGGCCAGCUCAAGUAUGGCAUGUUGCUAUGGGCGACAGGGAACGGCGUGAAUCCGCUUGUAAAGGAGCUCGAUGUCAAAAAAACUGAUAAGCUACCGCGAAUCCUCACGAACUAUCAGCUGCAAGUGCUGCAGGAUACGAAAGACGAGCAGACUGUGGAAGAUGUCUAUGCCCUGGGAGACUGUGCAGAUAUUGAUGGGAUGUCGUUGCCGAUGCUCGCAGAGGUUGCAGUGCAGAAAGCCGAGUGGUUGGCGAAAGAACUCAAUCGAUAUGGCCAACCGCAGCGGAAGUUCAGAUACCGAGAGACCACGAAUCUGGCGUACCUGGGUAAUCACGAUGGCAUCAGUGAUGAGAAGAGAACAGGGCAUUCUGCUUGGCUAGCGUGGCGGAGCGGAAGCGUGUGGUACUGGCCGAGAAGCUGGAGACGCACGCUAAUGAUUGGCAUAUCCUGGCUGUUCAAUUUUGUUGGUGGAAGAGAUAUUGCGAGGAAAUGGUAG
Molecule: messenger RNA, 1284 nt
Organism: Cyphellophora attinorum
Lineage: Eukaryota; Fungi; Ascomycota; Eurotiomycetes; Chaetothyriales; Cyphellophoraceae
Product: putative NADH dehydrogenase
Exons: 1
Coding region: 1-1284 (427 amino acids)
Molecular function (GO): NADH dehydrogenase activity
Source: RefSeq, a predicted model, not a curated record